Messenger RNA from Myripristis murdjan (pinecone soldierfish), 1238 nucleotides. RefSeq names its product opsin 8, group member c (gene opn8c). Gene Ontology annotation, biological process: G protein-coupled receptor signaling pathway. The record is from RefSeq and is a predicted model, not a curated record. The coding region runs from base 18 to 1238 and encodes 406 amino acids. The transcript is spliced from 4 exons. Gene Ontology annotation, molecular function: G protein-coupled receptor activity. Gene Ontology annotation, cellular component: membrane. NCBI's taxonomy places the organism in Eukaryota, Metazoa, Chordata, Actinopteri, Holocentriformes, Holocentridae.
ACAACAACAACAGAGACAUGCCUGUGAACUGCUCGGAGAACAACCGGACCGUCUCAGUGUUCACCUCCAAGCUGGCUCCUGCUGCUGACAUCUGUGUUGGACUUGCUAUCCUCAUGGUUGUUCUGCUCUCUACUCUGGGCAAUGGCCUGGUGCUGAUGGUCUCGUAUCGGAAGAGGAAGAAGUUGGUGGGCUCUGAACUGCUGUGUGUCAACCUGGCCAUUGUCGACUUCCUCGGCUGCAUCUGCUUCUACCCGCUCUCCAUCCUGUCCUCUUUCAACCACGCCUGGCUGGGACACAACGUCACCUGUGUUUACUACGGCCUGGGCUGCUUCAUCUUCGGCCUCUGUGGCAUGUUCACUAUCGCUGCCAUCAGCGUCAUCCGCUACCUGAAGACCUGCUACAGCUUGGUUUAUGCUGUGUGGCUGGAGGGAGCUAACAUCCGGCUGGUGUGCGGUGCCACGUGGAUCAUUGCGACAGUGUGGUCCUCCUUCCCCCUGUUCGGCUGGGGGGAAUAUGUGCCGGAGCCCUACGGCUUGUCCUGCACCAUCGCCUGGAGAGGCUAUCACACCUCAGUCAAAGACGCCGUCUAUGUCAUCUGCUCUUUUGCCUGCUUCACACUGAUCCCCGUCCUGCUCAUUGUGGUGUCCCAGUGCCAGAUCCUGUACAAGGUCUACCGCUUCUCCUACUCUCUGUCCGCCAGAGGCAUCCAGAACAACCUGCGGCAGGCUGAGAAGCGUCUCACUGUGAUGUUUUUUUGCAUCAGCCUGGGCUUUGUGAUUGCCUGGGCCCCUUAUGCUGUAGUCUCCUUCCUCUUCAUCUUCCAUAAGGACAACUGGAACAUGGCCCCCGAGGGCUUUGUUUUCCCCGCCCUGUUUGCCAAAAGCUCACACAUCUACAACCCCUUCAUCUACUUCUACUUUAAAAAGGCCUUUCGGCAGGAGCUGCGCUGCCUGCUUCGCUCCCUUUGCCCUCGGCUGGUGGGACACCGGGUCGGGGUCCAGUCCGCCACGGUCCACCAAGCCCCCCAUCCCAUCCACAUUCAGCUCCAGGAACAGGGCUUCAUUCAAAGGAAAGGCUUUUGCUUGUCGCAGGAAAAAACACAGAGCAAGACGAGGCACACGGGAAGCAACCACUUCCACGGCAGGACAGCUUACUCCUGCUGGGGGUCCAAACUCAGGGUGACGCCCUCCACUGUAGACCACAGGCCUGCCAGAGAGUUCCUGCCUGUCUCUGUGUGA